Molecule: messenger RNA, 555 nt
Organism: Hibiscus syriacus
Lineage: Eukaryota; Viridiplantae; Streptophyta; Magnoliopsida; Malvales; Malvaceae
Product: cysteine-rich and transmembrane domain-containing protein WIH1-like
Exons: 3
Coding region: 69-434 (121 amino acids)
Source: RefSeq, a predicted model, not a curated record
AAAAACCACGACUACGACGAGGAAGACAUACAACAUCGUCAACAGCACCGCACCAGCAGCAGAACAAUAUGAAUUAUCAGAGAGUUCCUCAAGAUCCUCAUCCUCCUUCUGGCUACGCCUCUCCUUAUCCUCCACCUAGCUAUCCUUCUGCUCCACCACCGCCGUCUCAUCCACCUUAUGAAGGCUACCCGCCUCCGGGUUAUCCACCUUAUCCUCAGACGCAACGCCCGCCGUACGACGGUUACCAAGGUUAUUUUGCUGAAGGUUAUCCGCCGCCGCCACCUCCGGGUCAUCCUCAAUAUCAACACUGCCACCACUAUGAGCAUCACCAUCACCAGAAUCAUUAUGAUGAUGGCUGUUUCUCUUUCUUAAGAGGCUGUUUGGCUGCUUUAUGUUGCUGCUGCGUCUUGGAGGAAUGCUUCUUCUGCUUGUAAUCAUUUACAUUUCUGGUUUCCCUAUACUAAUUUGCUACCGUUUGGGAAGUGGGGAAAUGCCUGCUGCUUUGCACUUUAUUUGGUCUUUUUCCAUUCUAUAAACAAUCAUAUGCUUGUAUUA